This is a messenger RNA of Symbiodinium sp. CCMP2592, 6702 nucleotides long. Lineage: Eukaryota; Dinophyceae; Suessiales; Symbiodiniaceae. The record is from the annotation of a GenBank genome assembly.
AUGUCGCCGAGCUCGGAGACAGUGCUAGGCAGGCCAACCGCCACUUCCGAGGUAGCGUGCGACUUCCAGGACCCAAUCCCCUGCGAAUGUGCAAAUGCUUCAAACGAAGAUGUAAACGACGGAGGCCAACAGCUGGCACCCUUCUACAUUGCAUUUAUCAACCAAAUGGAGGCGACACGGCCAGAGAUACUGCGGGGUGUUCGAGUUGGGAAGCUGCUGCGGUACUUGCCGUCGACCUGGCUACUAGGAGGUGACUUCGACACUUUGCACUCGCUCAGCCAGCAGACACCGCACUUUGACCAGUUUUGGUCACACAGCUGGCGGGGGGGCCGGUGGUCCAAGUACAUCAACAUACUUUACCUCCAUAAUUGCGUGCCGGCAACCGUUGCGGGAUCCUUGAGUGCGAGUGUAGUCUGCGGCCUCGUCUCGGCCGGACUUCUGGUUGGGAGAUGGUGCCUGUUCUCCGGGCUUGUUGCCUUUUGCAUCGUCCUGCUGCUCUGGCGUCCACGGAAGCUGGUGUUUAUAGACAUCGCAUGCAUUCCUCAAGCUGACCAAGACAGAAAGGGAGAGGCCAUUCUGAGCAUGGGUGCAUUUUUGAAGCAGUCGGCUUCCAUGCUGGUUCUCUGGGAUCCAUCGUGGGUGACAAGACUGUGGUGCAUCUUCGAAAUCGCCGCUUUUCUGCACAGCCGCGGUCCCGGUUGCAAGGCAGAUCUAGAGAUUAUUCCUCCCUUGUUGGGGCCAGUGCUGCUGGGCUGCGAGAUGCUGCUCUGCGUAACAGCCCUGGCAUACGGAUACAUUGAAUCCUCCUUGGCCUCUUCGGAAGAGCCAGUUUUGGUGGGAGAAGAAUCUCUGUUGCUCCUUGCUGUUCUUGGCCCGCUUUUCAGCUUCGUGACACACGCUCUUCGAGGCUAUGCCCGCAGCGUGGAGACGCUUCAAGAGCAGCUCCGGGAGUUCAAAGUAGAGCAUGCGAGAAGCGCUUGCUGCGAUCAGGGCCAUGAAGACAAGUCGCUAUGCGACCGCGAAGUCAUUCUUGAAUGCAUCACUGCAUGGUACAGCUCACUGGACAACUUUGAGUCGCAAGUUCAAUCCGAAGUGCGGAUGGCCAUCAUUGAUCAGCUUGCAUACAAAGCUAUCUCCUAUCAACGCAUCGUGCUUCUUUCAACUCCGUAUGUCUGGAUUCGUCUUGAGUAUGCAGCUAACCGGCCUAGUGAUCCCAGCGGACAGAUAGCCGAUCUGGCCCAGACGUUCACCUACUUGCUUGCGAUCUUUCCUCUGCUAGACAAACUCUGCUUCAGAUUGUGUUACCGCUGGCGAGCACGAUGUCGUGGGCAGUACUCGGACUUCUUGCUAUCGAAUGCCAUCGUUGUCGUGAACCUCUUGGUUUACAUCGCUUGCUACACGAUCCAGAUCUACGUCUUCCGUCAACCCGAGCGGGAACUUCUCCUGACUCUGAUCUCGAUGUUUUCAUGGUGGACUGUCGCGACGCAGGCUCUUCCUCCGAUCAGUCCCCUUGAGGCAACGCCGCAGGAAGUUGCCGGCUGGACGACGACCGAGCGUCGGCCGGUGCUUGGACGGCGAAAGUCGCCACCGCGCCGUGCACAGCAGGGAAUCGGCCAGACUUGGUCCAAUCGUUUUCUUCGGAUGGGUGUUCAGAUACAGAUUUUCCAGGGUCUUGGAACGUGUCCUGCAGUGGAGCAUGAUGAGUUUACGCAACGCAGUGCCACCCACGUGGAGCAUGCGCAUGUACGGCCGAAGAACAAGCUUCUUGGCGGUGCGCGCUCGUCCCGGUCCCAACUCCGGGGAGAGACCCGAUGUGUGGGCAGUCAAGGUGAAGAUGUGUCUCUCGGCGCGAGGGUUGACAUGCCUCCCCUUGGGGUGUCUGGAGCUACCUUGGCCUCGGCCUCGGUGGCAAACGAGAGGGGAUUUAAGGCCGGCUCUAUCAAUGUGGUUGACAUUCAUUCAUCGAGAAUCAAGAAGAGGUCAUUGAAGCGUGCCAUUGCCCGAGCGGAGCGCCAGGGCACCUCGAACUACAAAGGAAAGCAGCUGUUUAGCGCCUCCUUGUCGUCUGGAGCAGGUAUGCGGCCAACUAGGGAAACCCUGAAGCAGAGAGUCGGAGUAUUGUCAUGGAACUGUGGGGGUCUGUCGGAGCUCUUAUUCGCAGAGAUCAAGCUAUAUCUCAGACAGCAUCCGGAAGUUCAUAUUCUGCUUCUCCAAGAAACGCAUCGAUCGAAUCUUCAAGAGUGGAGCGAAGACGGUUGGACGUUUGUGGGCAGCCCGUGUGCCAAACCUCGCUCUGGUGGCGUUAUGCUCGGGAUCAGGGAGGACUUCUGCUCGCGGGACACACUGCGAUGGCAAGAGUUGGUUCCGGGGCGGCUUCUUCAGGCGCGGUGUUUUGCGCAAGGGCAACAUCUCGACAUCUUGGGCGUGUAUCAGCAUACUCUUCCCUUUGGUUCUGCUGAGCUUGCAAGGGUUCUUCAGUUGCGUUGGGGUCUGUGGGAUAAACUGGACACGGCAUUGCGCUCCUUGCCUACGCGAUCCUCUAUCAUUGUUGCGGGAGAUCUGAAUUCUGGUCUGGAGAAGUCUCCACCGUGUACGGGUGGUGGUGUGCUGCCGCACAAUCAAACUGCUGAAGUUGUUUCUGAGCGUAAGUGGCUCACGGGGUUACUUCAGAAGCAUCAGUUAUGUGCCCUUAACACUUGGGGCCGCAAAUCCCAGAGCCAUACCUUUUUCCACAGUAAGGGCAAAUCGCAGAUUGAUUUCAUUUUGGUUCGGUCAGUUCUUGCUGACUCGGCUGCCAAGCGUUGUGUGCCCAAAGUUGCUCCGAUUGCGGGCUGGAGAUCAUCUGGUCACCUGCUCCUACAGGCAAUGAUUCCUCUGCGGUGGACUCCAUGGCGGUUGAGUCGUGGGGCUCGUGGCUGCAGUGAACCCUUGCACAGGGAGUUGCCUGCCAUCGCUGAUUUGAGGCGCGACAUUCAAGCCCAGAAUCCAGUAUCAGUACCUUCAGUUCAGAAGCCGGGUCUACGAGGGCUUGAUGGUGAAAUUGUUCACUUCUGGGAGGCUAGGAAACAGCUAGCGGCACAGCGCGUCCGCACCAUGAGGGAUGCCUUUCACAGACUUCGGCUCUUUCUUCAGCUCCGACGAAGGCAUCGGGAGCUUCGCGCUCUGGCGCGCGCUCGAAGGCGGCAGCAGCUCCUUGACAUUCUUGAACUUGCAGAGUCCGCUGCGAGAAAGGGGGAUAGUAAGGGGCUUUUUCAGUGUGUUCGGUGGUUGUCUCCUCGCAAAGCUAGACGCUCUAUUCGGCUGCGUGAUGCGGAUGGAAACGUCAUGCAUCCCAGGGCGGAGUGCAAGAUGCUAGCGGUAUAUGCCGCGGAGUUAUUCAAGGCUCGGAGUCCAGAGCACAUAUGUUCGGUCCAGUUGCAGCCAAUUGCACCACAGAUCUUCAGACCGGAAGCUUGGCAAGCUGCACUCCUUUCUAUGCGAUCCGGCAAGGCGGUGCCUAAUGGAGAGCCCCAGGUGCAGGCCUGGAAGAAUGGUUGUGCAGAGGCGGCCCACCGGUUGUCAGAGAUUGCACAGGCUUCACUGUGUGGUGAUCAGCCGCACAUUCCAUCAGAUUGGUCAUGGGUGCAGCUAGCGUGGCUGGCCAAGGCCGGCAAAACCCCUAGUAGUCCGGAGAACCUGCGAAGUAUCGGCUUAAUGCCCGUGGACGCGAAGGCUUUUCUCAUUGUCCUGCGGAACGAGAUCUCUUCGGUCAUACUUUCCAGUAUGCGGUCCACGCCUCAAUAUGCUUAUCGCCCGGGUACCUCUACUGCUGACCCGCUUCUUCGUGCUACACUCCAUUGCAGUGCUGUUCGUACCUUGCUUAAACAGCAUCAGCAUGACCACACUUCCAAACUACUUGGUGAAGCGACUGAGCCUUUAAUUGGAGGGCUUAUGAUAAGCUUGGAUUUGCGGAAGGCCUUUGACGCGGUGCCCCACUCGGAGAUCUUGGCUAGCUUGCUCGAGGCGGGUGUCGGCGAGGCCAUCGCUGUCCUUCUGGUUGGUGUGCAUGCCCAAACCAGGUGCUUUGUUCAGCAUGGUGGGGCCUCGGAGGCAGUACGCAUGACUCGAGGGCUGAGGCAGGGGUGUCCCAUUGCCCCCAUUAUUUUUGCUGCCUGGACUGCGAGAAUGCAUAGAAGGCUUGGCGAGGCUCUCCGGGAAAAAGGCCGGCGGCUGCGUGAUGAUCGCUACAGUCUUUUCGCGGAUGAUCUUCAUGCACACUGGCUUUUGCGAGAUGUUGCAGGCUUUCGAUUGGCGCUGGACGAGAUCAGGCUGCUGAUCGACACUCUGGGAUCGCUAGGCAUGUCGAUCAACUUCCAGAAGAGCUUGAUUGUGUUGAGGCUUCGUGGUAGUGCGGUUGCCAGGGCAUGCCGGUCCAUUUUGGUAUGGCGUGACGGAGGUCAGCAUGUGCGCAUUAGGUCUGGUUCUCAGGAUUACUGGAUUCCUACAGCAGCCACUAUGCCAUACUUGGGCGCGGUGCUGUCCUACGAUAGCUUUGAGCAACAGACUUUCGCUGCUCGAGCACAGGUCGCGCAGCAGAGAUUCCAGGAGCUUGGUCGGGUUCUGCGCACGCGCGGAGCGCUCACGCAGCGUCAGCGUGCUCGCCUUUAUCAGGCAACAGUGUGGCCGUGUCUUGCAUACUCCUUGGUCUUUGUGGGCGUGACGAUGCCUGUCUAUAAGGGGUGCGUCUCCGUCCUGGCAGGUCACUACCGGAAGAUUCUUCGCAUCUACGAGGAGGGGGUGAGCAAUGUGCAGGUGCUGACUCGAGCUGAGUUUACUCCAGCGGUGGCGCUUCGUGAUCAGCUUGCUCGGAAGGUGGACUCCAUUCGUGCCGAUUGUGGUCGCAGUGCUGAGCUCAAGGCCCCAGAGUUAGCACGUGCCGUUGAGGUAUUGGACCAAUUGGAUCGUGUUCUGGAGGUGCCCCUGGUGGGGGUGGGCUCUUCCUUGGAGCCAUUGGUCGUGGCCCUGAGCAGUGCGUGCCCGGUGUGUGGGGUGUACUUUGACUCUGAAGCCAGCGUGCAGAUGCAUAUCAUGCACCGGCAUCCCGAGAUCAACACUCAGGCCAAAUUAUCUUUUCGCAAAGAUGUUCACUCCCUAUUUGGAUUGCCAUUUUGUCGAUUUUGUCAGGGUCGGCUUUUUGAUUGGCGAUCGCUGGAGCGUCACAUCACAACAGGCACUUGCUUUAGGGUGAAGUCCUUCUUGGCUGAGGGUUUGACAGAAGACCAAAUGCUGGAGCGCAUUCGCGAGGAGGAAAUCGUCUCUCCUCCUGUACCACCAGCUGGCGCUCAAGGGCAGGAGACGGUCACAUGCCAGAUUGCGGAUGCUCUCAGGGUUGCCCCCGCACAGCUUGGCGCCGGAGGCUCUCGACUUCGUGUGUUGGCUACUCGCUGUGCACUUUGCCGACAGUGGGUCAAGGAGGCGGGAAAAAUCAAGGCACAUUGGCGGCAGUCUCAUCCUGAGCAGUACAGGAAAGUGAAAGUGGUGGCAACGGCGGAGGCUCGAAGUCUGUCUGCGGUCUUUGUUGUGCCGUGUCGAUUCUGUGGUAGUCGGGCCAAAAAUGAAUUGGAUCAUAGUGGCAAAUGCUCUGCUUUGUUCCAGCUUCUGGCAGUGCGGCAGCUCCGUGGUCUGGGGAUGGUCGACUCGAUUUCCAUCAAAGGCCCCGCAGCAAAACAAUGGCAGAGCACUCCGCAGUAUCAGUUGUUCGAGGUUGGCUCCACCCCGAUCGGUCGGGCUUUUGGUCCGGGUCUCAAGGCUGCCUCUUCCUCGGCAUCGACUAUGCGGCCACCGAAAGUUGCGGUAGCCACUUCUACAUUGCAGGUGCCAUCUGGAGUCGUGGUGGGCCCCUCUCCGGUCCUGGAGUCCGGCUGGCUGCUUAGGCUUCGGCUAAGCAACGGUGGCAACCUCUGCUUCAUGAAUGCUGUGAUUCACGCUUUGCUCUUUGCCAUGCAGGGUGCCGACGGGCUGGGAAAUGCCAUUCAGGGCUUCUAUCGGCUGGCGGAGCAGGCGGUCUCUCGCAAUCAAGCGCUGGCUCUUAGUGGACAACUCAUAGUUCGCUCCGUUCUGAGAAGGUGGUCCUUUGAUGGCAGGCAACACGAUGCUUCUGAGUUUGCCUCAGUUCUUCUUCGCGGAUUGGGAUUCAGCUUGGCUCGGUGGGAAGCCCGAUAUCAGCGUUUCGACCAAGUUCGAACUCCUCAGCGUGGCGUUCAUCCCAUUGCGAUCCCCAUUGGUCUUGUGGCAAGUCCCCUACAGGAUCUCAUCAGCCAGUGGUUUGCACAGGAGUUUCGCCAUGCCUUGAUUGAGGUUCCCAGCUUGCUGAUUCUUCAAAUUGAGCGGUGUGGUGAUGGUCAUAAAGUGCAUACGCCGGUUGCUCCCUCGGACUGUGUACAAGUGCCGGUGUUCACCGAAGGAGUAGCCGUACGGUGGCAUGACUUCCAGGUCGCGGCUCUGAUCGAACAUCAGGGUGAAACCCUGGACUGUGGUCACUAUCGCGCGGUGCUCAGAAUGGACUCCAGCUGGUGGCAUGCUGAUGAUAGCUCUGCUUCGGUGCGGGUUGAGUUCACGCUGGAUCUGCAGCGGCGAGUGUACCUUGCGCUACUCGUCCCGGCUCGAGCAGACGUGGAGUCUGACGCGGGCCCGAUCGAACUGAUUGACGAGCCUGCCUGCUAG